AAAAUAUAUACCAGAACAACCAAAUGGCGAAAUGAAUUGUGACAUCACAGACGACGAAAAUACCACAAUAUAUUUCAUGAAACACCCUUGGCGGCUGCAGACUUCGAUCCAGUCCAACUUUAACCACCCAAUUUUAGACGAAAGAUGGGAAGCUAUGAACGUGAUCAAAACGGAAUACGUGGAAUUAAGUUCUGAUAAAUUACUAUACCAACACUUUCAAAACAUAGUUCUAAAGAAAGAGAGUUUCGAUAUUCCCCUUUCCAUCAGAAUCGAAAAAGAAGGUCACAUAUUUCUUUGCGAUGGCGAAUAUCCACCGAACUCCCGUUGCUACUGGUUCAUGCUGCAAGCGUUCAGUGGAAUGGGCAGUGCAAUACGAAAAUGCGAAAAAGGAUACAUCCCUUCAGAAGAUGGAAAAUUGCCUCAAGCACCUUGCAACGAACAAAGAGUAUACAAAAACCAUAACAUUGUCCCUACUUAUCUCUCUAACAAAAUGUGGUCACAUUUUGUUAUGUCCAAACAUAAAAAUGUAUUGAGAUUUAGUCAGUUUAGUCAUCAAAAAGAAAAACUAAUAAUGGAAUGGGAAGAUUACGAUAUUCCCAUAGACGUUACGCAUAUUAUAGUCCAUAGCAAAAGAAACAAUGGUCUAUGGAAGAUUCAUAACCUUGAUUUUCUUUAUGCGGAUGCUGCAAGUAGCGAUGUUAAUUUAGGGCCUCCUAUUUCUAGUGCAGAUACAUUUGUAUGCAUUUCGAUGUACGUCACGAUGUGUCCUUCUUGUAAAUUGGUACUGUCUUUAGAGGACGGGCAACAUGUUUUAAAAACGGAAGAAUUCGAACUCAAACACGCAGGUUGGGACCAAAUUAAAAUUAUGACUGAAAACGCCAACACUUCAAACGCAAUAAAAUUAUUAGUAACUACUAAAAGUUCAGAUCCAAAACCUUAUUGGGCGAUCGAUAAAGUCAGAUUUUGUCAAAAAAAAGAAUUUCGAAUGCUGCGAUUAUUAUCGAAGUGGGUAUCGUGUCAAUUGAUAUCUGAUUCUGAACAAGUUACUGAUAUUGAGGGCCAAGCUCAACCCAACCUUAAGAGCAAGUGUUCAGAAGAUACGAUUGGGGAAUUUUGUGUACCAUGUCACUGGAUGAGUUACUUCCAUAAAAUCUUCAAAGUUUGCAAAGAGCGGAAGUGCGUUUGUUCCGCUGGUUACUAUGGUUCAGAGUGUCGUAAUAGUUGUCCAAGCAAGACAUACGGUCAUGGGUGUCAAAAACAAUGUACAAAAUGCUAUGGUUACUGUAACAGUGUGACCGGAACGUGUUCAGAUAGAUGUCUUGAAAACUACUAUGGUGAAAAAUGCGAUAUACCACCAGCAAUGUUUGCGAAUUCUCCAGAAAUAACUGAAAUCUCGUACACAGAAGCUACCGUCAGAGUCUCAAACUUCCAACUUAAAAAUUCUGUAUUUUACCAUAUAGCACAAUAUUACACAGUGCAAUACAAAACGGCCGACGCUUUGGAUAUCAACUGGAGAAAAGUGAGUGAUCAGUACCACGAAUUCAACACCACUGGAAUUUUUAAAAUUCUUAAUUUGACAUCAGGAACACAGUAUCUUGUUCGAAGUGUUAUCAUAGGACCAAACGGAGUGUGGAAUAUGUAUGAUCAUUUAAAAGUUAAUAACUUUACAACAAGAUGCAACGAAAUUGCCGAAGAUGAUAUCAAUAUUGAAACAUCCAAGACUACUGCAAGAAUAUAUUUAUCGGAGGGUACUACACUUACUUGUAAAUCGCAUUUCAUAACGUUAGAUGAAAAAGGUGCUGAUUUUUCAAACAGGAGCGGUACUUUUUUCACUAAUCUGCUACCAUAUAAAAGUUACAUGGUUAGAGUUAGAGGUAUACAAAAAACAUACGAAAAAAAAUUUACAACCGACGAAGAAGCACCCACUGUUGUUUUGAGUCUUACGGGCACCGCUGCGUCCGCUACGACUAUAGUUUUAAAAUGGGCCGAACCGUUGUCCAUAAAUGGUGUUUUUAAACACUAUGUUGUAGAAUACCAACAUGUGUUUUACCGAGGUUGUCAUUUUUCUUCUGUUGAAUCGUCAACGAUAUCUCGUCGAGAAACAGAAAAUACUUCCGUAACAAUCACCGAAUUGAUUCCUUAUUCAACGUACGAAUUUACUGUGUUUGCCUUAAACACAAAAUUCACUGGACCACCUGUUUCUCAAAGAACAACAACACCUUAUUGUCAGACAAUCCAACCAGAAGAAACACCCAACAUCGUCGGCAUAAACACUACACAUGAGAGUGCAAGCAUCAUACUGUCUGAAAUAAAAUGUGAAAACAUUCGAGGCCCACUUACAGUGGAAAUAAAGACUACAUGUAUCAGCGAAUGGUGUCAAAAUAAAAAUACACAACGUAAAAUCGACAAUAAAACGCUCCCCAAGACUGGCAUCAUUGAAGUUAUGAAUCUACAAUCCUUUUCAGAAUAUGAUCUACAAGUUCAGCUAUGUCGCGUAAAUGGAAGUUGUAGUGCACCACAAAAGAAAAAAUUCGAAACAAAGACAACAGUAUCAAAGUCCGUCUCGAAUUUACUUGUCUACACCAAAAAAUGCAUCGUCCAUUUCGUUAAGGUGGAAACCGCCUUAUCCACGUACUGGUGUUUUAAAGAACUACAAAAUUAAUUAUUUUAGUUAUCGUAAUUAGACGAUGCAAGCUGUGGCAUGAACUUCAUUGUGCAACAUUAACCGACUUGCCAUCUAAUGCAUAUCUGAGCCCUGCAACUU
Messenger RNA from Zophobas morio, 2764 nucleotides. RefSeq lists its product as uncharacterized. NCBI's taxonomy places the organism in Eukaryota, Metazoa, Arthropoda, Insecta, Coleoptera, Tenebrionidae. Bases 32 to 2662 code for a protein of 876 amino acids. The transcript is spliced from 14 exons. Gene Ontology annotation, molecular function: scavenger receptor activity; protein binding. The record is from RefSeq and is a predicted model, not a curated record.